AUGGCCUUCAACAAGAAAUAUGCUGGUCUGCCAGACCUGGAUCCCGCCCCGGAUAUUUACGAAACCCCCGAUUUGACCGACGAAGCAUCCACAGUGCCAACGGCCACCGUCCGCACGGAUUCCGACCAUGACGACGCCGGCUCCAGCUCAGACAUCGAUCGUGAAGGCGUCAAUGCCGAUCAGGCGCGCCUGCACUUCAUGGGCGCCGCCGUGGAUGCCCGGGACGCCAAUUUCUCCGACACUAUUUCCACGAAACGACAGGCGUAUCGGAGCAAGAGCAAAAGCCGUCGCCGCCGGCGGAGACGCGAGGACGGGACCGAAGAAGUGGGCGACUUGACUGAUAGCGAGGACGAAUCGUUCGAGAGAAGGCUGGCACGAUUGCGAAGGGAGGUCGAGGAUUUGAAGGUGGAAAUGGCUCAACAGCCGACGUCUGACGAGGACAAGGGCGAGGGGAGUGGGCCGUCACAGGAGGCGUCCGCUAAAAAAUCAGGGGAAGAAAAUGCGUUGGGUGAUGGCGUGGCAGAGCUGAGCCGGGCUCUGGAUAACCUGCAUGCUUCGUCGCGGGGUGACGUCGGCUCAUCGCACUCGGCUGCUAUGGCAUUGUCGCAAAAACUCGGGUCUGAUGCCCGCCCCGCGGCGCCUGCUGCGGACUCGACUAAACCACAAUCCCCGGCCGGUGGUUCAGCACCCACUGCCGCCGUGGCUGCUGCGCCGGCAGUGACAGCGGCAUCUCCCGCAGGCCUCUUGUCGCAUGCGACAGCAUUCGACGGCCGUCUGGCCCUCCUCGAGGCCUCCAUGGGCAUUUCAAGCUCCUCGAACCCGUUCAUCGGCGAUGGGAUCAGUGACCCGUCCCUGCAGCCGGUCCUGCCCUCACUGGAUCAACUCACCUCCCGCCUCUCCGCGCUCACGGGCCUGCUCGUGGGCAAAAACCCCGCCUCCGCCCCAGGUGGUGGCCCCGGUGUCGUCCCAGGCCUGACGACCCCGCACCUCGAAGCACUCUCGACGCGGGUCCGCAAGCUGACCACCGACGCCGAGGCCCUCGCAUCGGCGCGCAGACGCGCUGUGGACGCCGCCAAAGCCGCCCAGACCGCGCGCAUCACCGCCACAAGCUCCGAGCCCGACGCUGUGCCGCCCGCACCGGACACCGUCCCCGCCGACGACGAGCAAGCCGCCAAAAUCCAGGCUCUGUACGCCACCCUCCCGACAAUCCAGUCUCUGCACCCGCUGCUCCCCAGCGUUCUGGAACGCCUGCGCUCCCUCCGCGCGGCUCACGAUGGCGCAUCCAACGCCGCCGAAUCCAUCGAUGCACUCGAGAAACGCCACGCUGAGAUGGCCUCGGAGAUUCAGCAGUGGCGCGAGGGUUUGACCGUCGUCGAGGACAAGAUGCGCCAGGGCGAGGAAGCUCUGCGCUCCAAUGUCGAGACUGUCGAGCCUUGGGUGCGUGAUCUGGAGGCCCGGCUAGCUCGUCUCGGAGGACCACCUGGCGGACUGUAG
Messenger RNA from Penicillium alfredii, 1494 nucleotides. RefSeq lists its product as uncharacterized. NCBI's taxonomy places the organism in Eukaryota, Fungi, Ascomycota, Eurotiomycetes, Eurotiales, Aspergillaceae. Gene Ontology annotation, biological process: mitotic spindle organization. The coding region runs from base 1 to 1494 and encodes 497 amino acids. The transcript is spliced from 3 exons. Gene Ontology annotation, cellular component: dynactin complex; cytoplasm. The record is from RefSeq and is a predicted model, not a curated record.